CAGCCCCCACUCCUCUCAGGUUUCCAAACAAACACACAGAAACUGCUCUGUCGCAAGGUGAAGUGCUGGUUAAUUUUUUAUUUUUUUUGUUGUUGUUUUACUUUACAGCAGUUAUUCCGUUAGUAUGCGCUUACACAAGUGUGACUAGCAAUUUUUAAACAGGUUUAAAAACGGUCUCUCCGUUAAUGUGUGAGUGUGUGUGUGUGUGUAUGUGCGUGUGUAAAACUGAAAGUGGGUUGGGCCUCAACAACUCACGGUAUAAAAGUUCGAAUUAUGACUCUAGAACAGUGGACUAAGACUGUAACUACGAUUCAUUUGGAUUCAUUGAAUUAAAUAAAAUGGGAGGGUCUGACUCCCGUCCACAAACUCCACCACGCCAACGAACUCCAUCACCGCCUCGACCAUCUCCAGUAUUUGAUGAACCAUGGAGAAAAAUGCCUUGGGGGAAUAAACAUGAUUUAGAAGAGACACUAAGGAACUUUAAGCUCAGCAAUCCUGAUGUUAAGUUUGUCAGAAUUCUGAUUGUUGGUGAAGUCGGAGCAGGAAAGUCCAGCUUUAUAAAUUCCAUCAAUGAUGCUUUCCAAGGACGAAUCACCUCUGGGGCUCUUGUUGAUGCAACAUCUGGAACCAGUUUCACAAAAGUUUACAAAACCCAUAACAUCAGAGGAAAGGACAACUCCAUUCUGCCUUUUGUCUUCAAUGAUAUCAUGGGACUUGAACCUGCAGAUAAUCAUGGUGCACAUGUACAGGACAUUGUCUCAGCCUUAAGGGGGUUUCUGAAGGAAGGAUACAAAUUUAACCCUGUUAACCCCGUGUCCGAGGAUGACAACAACUACAAAUACAAUCCCAGGGUUUCUGAUCAAACCUUCUGCCUGAUCAACAUUAUAUCAGCUAAUGAUGUGUCGCGCAUGGAUGAUAAGGUUGUUCAAAAGAUGAAAAAGAUCCGUGAGGAGGCUUCAAAAUAUAAUAUGCCUCAAGUAAUCAUCAUGACAAAAGUGGAUGCAGCCUGCCCACUGGUUAAAGAGGACCUGACUAAAGUCUACACCAGUAAUAAGGUCAAAGAACUGAUGCAACAGUGUAGCAAUCUGCUGGGUGUUCCAAUGAACAACAUUUUUCCAGUGAAGAACUACCAUGAGGAGUUGGACACAGAUGUUAACAUGGAUGUUCUGAUCCUCAAAGCAUUUGACCAGAUUGUGAAUGUUGCUAAUGAUGCUCUGAUUGAUCUUAACCACUGUGACGAAAAUGAGUGAAGGCAUUUUUGUCCCCUACACUAGAGUGGCCAUAGCAUAGGUAAUAUUAAUAAAUAAAGCAAAAAUAACAGUAAAUAAAGUGACAUGAUUACCGGUGUUGUUACUGAGGUAUGCCUACUGUAUUAUGGCCUUUUCGUAUCUUUGCCGCGUUUGUAUAAGCGUCUAAGUUAUAUAGCUUUUCCGUUUAUUAUUUAAGAAUCAUCAUCGGAAUUUCAGCUGCACACCUGAUUUACCUCGAUCACCAGGGGGCGAUGUUACACUUUAGUGCCGUCUCAGCUACCUUAUUGGUUUCUUCAACUUCCAUUAGCAAACUGUGUGCUUUUAAAACUCAAUGCUUUUUUCUUUUGAAUUUAGCAUCUGGACAUUUUCUUUUCUUUCUUUUGUCGCAUGCUUUUUUUUUUACCACCACCAGCUUCAGUCUCAGCUAAAUAAUGAGUUUGAUCCACACUUUUUCCACAGUUUUGUCAGUUUUUACAAGGAAGUAAGUGAUUUCUUCCAUGUACAGUUUAUUGUCAGUCAGCCAAUAAUGAUCGCCAUGUUAGAUUGAAAAGUUAUUUUUUGAUUUUCUUUCUAAUAAAGAUACAAGCAGACAUAAA
Clarias gariepinus (North African catfish) is the source of this 1846-nucleotide messenger RNA. RefSeq names its product interferon-induced protein 44-like. The record is from RefSeq and is a predicted model, not a curated record. Lineage: Eukaryota; Metazoa; Chordata; Actinopteri; Siluriformes; Clariidae. The coding region runs from base 339 to 1250 and encodes 303 amino acids. The transcript is spliced from 8 exons.